AUGAGACUCUUCCUUUCUGCCUUGUCUUUCUUGUUCCCUGUGGCUCUGCCUGGCCUUUCAGCUUUGGGCUGGUUCUCUCCUUCUCCUUGGCAUGCCCUGGUCUUGGGACAGUCCCUCAAGGGUAUCCAGCUGGGGGGCUUGAUUGCUGCACUGAAGGUUGUUGAUAAUGGACAGAACAUGGAUAUUCUGUAUUCCUCCCUUUGCAUUCUAGAGCUCAAGGCGGCCUGUUUCCACAAGGCAGAACUUGUAGUGACACUUGAGGCCAGCUUGAUAAUGCAAAUCAUAUGUGGUGUCGGUGUAGACACCCUCCAGCUCACAGAGUGCAGAAAUUUACCAGCCAAUUGGGUAUAA
This is a messenger RNA of Suillus subaureus, 351 nucleotides long. RefSeq lists its product as uncharacterized. The transcript is spliced from 2 exons. Bases 1 to 351 code for a protein of 116 amino acids. The record is from RefSeq and is a predicted model, not a curated record. NCBI's taxonomy places the organism in Eukaryota, Fungi, Basidiomycota, Agaricomycetes, Boletales, Suillaceae.